Culex quinquefasciatus (southern house mosquito) is the source of this 1248-nucleotide messenger RNA. Its product is annotated as odorant receptor 94a. The coding region runs from base 214 to 1179 and encodes 321 amino acids. The record is from RefSeq and is a predicted model, not a curated record. Gene Ontology annotation, molecular function: odorant binding; olfactory receptor activity. Gene Ontology annotation, biological process: detection of chemical stimulus involved in sensory perception of smell; sensory perception of smell. NCBI's taxonomy places the organism in Eukaryota, Metazoa, Arthropoda, Insecta, Diptera, Culicidae. The transcript has 6 exons. Gene Ontology annotation, cellular component: plasma membrane.
GAACAUCAAAACGCCUGGGAGGUCGAGUUCAAGAAUCCCUGCGCGCUGUACGGCAAUGCUUGCGAAUCCGUUUCCAAAUAUUUUUACAUUGUCGGUGUCGAGCGAUUUAGGUCGGAAUAUUCGCGAAUAAAUGCCAGAUUGAUAUUUUUGGUGGUGGAUUUAGUGUUGUAUCUGGUACUGAGUGUUUGGUGCAUCUUGGAGCUCUGGGGCGACAUGGUGGACGUGAUAUUUUGCAUCGUAACAAUUGGGGUGGCUUUUCAAGGAUUUAUUAAAAUGAUUUGCUUUACGAGCAUGUCAAUCUACGACCUACAUCAGAGCAAUUUGCAGUUUUACUCAAAAAUAAGUAAAUUUCCAGAAGUUCGCAGAUCUUUGCUGAACACGGCAACUCACUGUAAAAUUGCUGUAAGAGUAUUGGAAAUGUGUUAUCCAUACAUAGCAUCGCUCAUUUUGAUUUUACCGAUGAUUAUUUCACUGAUGUAUCACAGCUAUGAGCUGCCGUUUGGAUUUUUCUUUCCUGUGAUCGAUCGGGAAACCUUAAUUGGAUACCUAAUAAACUAUGCCUAUCACGCACUCCAGCUGUUCGAAGCAAUUGCCGGUCUGAUGGCUUCCGACAUGUGCUUCUUCGUUCUUAUCAUGAGUGGAGUAGGGCAGCUUGACGUUUUGAUCAUUUAUCUGCAAAAACUUGGUGAAAUUACGAUGAAAUGUGAUGGGUCCCAGAAAAACGACGAACAGUAUCAGCUACUGGUUGAGAUUGUCGAAAAACAUGUCGAACAUAUUGCAUACCUCAACAAGAUGGAAACACUAAAGAAAAACUACUUUUUCGGAAACUUUGGAUGUCUAAUUUUUGAAACUGUCACCUCAUUAUACGUUAUAGCAACUGUUGACGAAAUUUGGUACCCCGGAUUCAUCAUUGUCUUCGGUGGCAUAAUUCAGAUAGGAUUACCGUGUGUUCUGGGAACCCUGCUUUCAAACAAGAACGACCAGUUGAUCCGGGAGAUCUACAACACCCCGUGGAAUAUGCUGUCAGUUUCCGAGCAAAAACUGCUGCAACUGUUGCUUCAUUCUGCCCAAAAUCCGGUCGUUCUUUCGGACGGAUUUUGCCCCAUAAAUCUGUUCAAUUUUGUUUCGAUCUACAAGAAAAUUUACUCGUUCCUGAUGAUGUUGCUGAGUAUCAACUAAGAACUAACUAAUGGAUAUUAAUCAACGAUAGAAAAGAUUGUCAUACAAAAUCAUUUCAUAACCCAGAAA